Nematostella vectensis (starlet sea anemone) is the source of this 845-nucleotide messenger RNA. Its product is annotated as potassium channel subfamily K member 15. Gene Ontology annotation, biological process: stabilization of membrane potential; potassium ion transmembrane transport. Bases 61 to 819 code for a protein of 252 amino acids. Gene Ontology annotation, cellular component: membrane. NCBI's taxonomy places the organism in Eukaryota, Metazoa, Cnidaria, Anthozoa, Actiniaria, Edwardsiidae. The record is from RefSeq and is a predicted model, not a curated record. The transcript is spliced from 2 exons. Gene Ontology annotation, molecular function: potassium ion leak channel activity.
UAUUGUCAAACUUUUCAAUUCCUCAUCGUUGAAAGGUUACUGGCCGGGUUGCGAUUCAAGAUGGCGGAGGAAACGAACAUAACAGCAAACGCUACACAGUUUGAUUAUUUCGUGAGAGAAGCCGCGUGGGCAAUGGCAAUCAAACAAAAAAGAGACUGGGACUUUCUUGGCGCAUGCGCGUUCACAUUCGCCGCCCUUCUGACUGUUGGAUAUGGCGACAUCACACCCGAAACACCAAUAGGGCGUGGUCUAACCAUCAUCUACUGCCUGGUCGGCCUCCCCCUGUCCGUCAUGGCCCUAAAAACUGGUGGAGAAGCCGUGGUUCAUCUCAUCAGCUUAACAGAAGCUUUCUUCUAUUCUCGCACCUGUGGAACCCCACCCUCACCCCAUUCGCUAAGGCGUUGCCUGGCAACUAGCGUGAUCCUUGUGGCGGUCUACCUGUGUUUAAUGGCAGGGCUGGGGAUGUAUCUAGAAGAGUGGUCGUUCCUGGACAGUUUUUACGCUUGGUUUAUAACUUUUUCCACCAUUGGGUUUGGUGAUCUGGUACCGUUGGAGAGUUUUAGACAACGUGCGACGUCAGAUGCAGAUAUUCUUUUUGCUGGAAUAGCUAUAACCCUUCCGUACUUAAUUGGUUUUUGUCUCGUGUCCUGUGUGAUAAAUCUGCUUGUCGAAGUGUCAGAGAAAGGCCUUUGUGGUGCCAUCUUUAGUAAGCGAACUUGUCACAACAUUGAUGGUGUUGAUGAAGAAGCGGGCAGGUCUGAUGGCGAUAGUAUUGAAAUGCAGGUGCCUAUGAGCUAUAGUCGGAGAUGCAGUAUUUGAGGGAAACAUUAAUAAAAGACAACCUG